Molecule: messenger RNA, 6868 nt
Organism: Phoenix dactylifera (date palm)
Lineage: Eukaryota; Viridiplantae; Streptophyta; Magnoliopsida; Arecales; Arecaceae
Source: RefSeq, a predicted model, not a curated record
AGGAAUUUGAUCUAUUAUUUUUAUGAGCAUACUGUAUUGCAUGACUUGAUAAUUUGAUAAUGAAAAAAAUAAGGAAAGAUGGAUGGUGUUGUGGAUUUGGAGGGUUUUCAGGGCAAUAAAAAUCCCAUUUUUAUCAUCAUUCCUCUCAAAAAAAACCAAGAAUAAAGGGUACGUGCAUACUGAUUACUGAAAGAAAGGAGAGGAGAAAUCAAAGGGGUGGGGGGAAAAAGGCAGAGAAUAAAAGGACCAGAUGUUGACAAAUCUUCUGUCGCCGUUCUUCGAGGAUCGUUUGUUCUUGUGAGAGAUUUUCUUAUCGCGGAUCUCUCUCUCUCUCUCUCUCUCUCUCUCUCUCUCUGUGUGUGUGUGUGUGUGUGUGUGUGGCCCGGCUGAUCGAAAUCUACCAAUCUGGUGUCGAUCGACAGCUGCAUGUCCUUGCAAUGGCCGUGGAGAUGGGCGCAAUCCUCCCCCAUUAGUGCCCUUUGAGCGCCUUUUGUUCUUGUUUUCUCUCGAGUUCUGUUUUUUCUCACUGCUUUCGCUUUCUCUUCGCUUGGAUUCUUUUCUCUUGGCUCCAAGUUGGGAACUUUGGAUGAAGGAGUGGGGCGGCCGUUCGGGUUUUGGAUUUUCCAGGCUCUGAUGCUGAAUCCGCUGCAAAGGAGAUGCAGAGAUGGAUGACGAGAGGCGAUGACGUGGGUUGAGUUUGCUGAAUGAUGCCGGCAUGUGAGCAUGAAGGAUUUGAUGGAAAGUUUUGCAAGUGGCUGUUUCCUUCUUGAUUCGGAAUGGGAACAAAAGUACAGUACAAAAGCUACCUUCAGGAUAUCAUCCCAUGAGCGAUCUUAAUGAGAAUGUAAGCAGUAGUUGGUCUUGGUGCUACGAAGAUAAUAUGUUGAGUGGACAUCUCUACAGUGGUUUCAUGUUGAGGCCAGUGAAUGAAUAUUCAGAAUAUGAUAAACAAAUGCUAAAGCAGACGAUGCUCGAACAUGAAGCCAUAUUUAGGAAGCAGGUCUAUGAACUGCACCGUCUUUAUAGAAUACAGAGGGACCUGAUGGAUGAGCAUCAAAAGGAUGGGUUGUACAGAAACUCUGUACCAUCUGUUACAUCUCAAUCAAAUUCUUUUUCAUCUCAAAUGCCAUGUGAAGGCACCAAAAAGAUAUGGCAGAUGUCUCACCUGCCUGUAGCGAACACCAGUUAUGACAGAGCACCUUUUGCAAGCACUGAUGGCAUAAGGUCCUCCUUAAGCUUUCUGAAGGAGAGUAAUCUGCAAUCUGGUCCUAUUUCAAUAAAAAAUGGAGUCUCUAUCAAAGAUGGUGAAUUGCUCGACUCUAAGCUUCAGAAAUUUCCUAGGAGAAUGUUGAACCUACAACUUCCAGCAGAUGUAUAUAUUGAUGGUGAAGAUUCUGAAAGAUCAGGAAAGAAAAGUUUUGCUGAUUCAUCAUCUAGAGUUACAGUUCCGCCUGGAAGAACUUUCGGCUCUGAUCCUGAGAAUGAUCUAAAGCUUACUUUAGGCACUAGCGAGGGUCUUAAUUGCAAAAAGGACAACAUGGUACCAGAUUCAUGGACACAAAAUAGUUUGUCAGCUCACAGCUUGGCUGAUUUGCAUAAACCUAUAAAAGAUAUAUGGUUUGAAGGAGGAGAAGCAAAUUCAACUUCCACUCAUUUUCUUGGCCUGAGAACUAACAGUGAAAAGAAUCAAGGUCAUCAGUUGUCAACAAGAUUCAACACAAAUGUCCUAGGCCUACAUGGUGCUUUCUCUAAAGACAGGCAUGGUGAUGAAGGGUCUAGUUCAAACUUCUUGCUUGCAGAUAAAGAGGAAAUAAGACAGGAAUGGCCAUUCUUCAAUAGUGAAAGUGGGCAAAGAAGGAGCAGCACAGUUUUUUUCAGUCCAAGUCUCUCCGAUGAUAAAUUCCUCAUGUCAUCUGACACCAUACACCUGAAGCUUAAGAAUUCACAUGGAAUUGUUUUACCACAGCAAAAUAAAACAGAUACAUGGUUCAGACAAAGGCCAACUUAUGGUAUUGAAACCUCUGGAAGUACUCAUCUUGCCACCUCAAAAAGUUCAGCAGAGAUAUUUCCUUCAAUGCCUUCUUUCUCAAUUCUUCCUCAGACGGACUCCACUACUGCACCUUCCCUGGUUUCAUCUUGGACAAAGCCUGUGAACUGCAUAAACCACAUUCCGGUUGCAGUUCGAGCACCUCCAUGCUUUAACGGCUCAACAACUCUGAGUAUGCAGAACAGGAUAUCCAAUGUAACUAUUAAGAACAUAGGCACUGAUCGUGAAAAAUGGCAAACCAGUAGGGAUUCAAAUUCACGCCCAAGAGUUGGAAGCGAGGCAUCCCCUUAUCUAAAUAGAUCACUUGAUGAUUUUGGGCUGGAUUCUAAAUGUGCACCAUGUUUACAGCUACCAUCAAUCACUUUUGGUAAGCCAAACCAGAAUGAUACUGGCGAUGGUUCAGCUUAUGGAAACUCCAUAGGUCACGGACCCCAAAAGUGUUCUAAGGAUUUGCAAUGCACAGAUGUGAAGUCACCAAAAGAUGUAAAUCUGAACCCAGCACUUCCAGAUGGAAUUCAAACUGAUCUUACCGCCCAACAGCAUGUAGUGGUAUGUAAUCUAGAGCAGAAAUUUGAGGAGUCCUCGAAAGGAAUCUCUUGGCUCAGUAAGAAACCAGCCUGUGAUGAAUCUAUUGACUUGGAAAAACAUGCAUCUCAGAUGGAGUUGGGCUUCACACAUGGUCAUUCUCAGCUGAUGUCCAGUUCCCAUAUUGUGGCUCCAAAAUCUGAUAGGAAACAAGAUAAGGAAUCUGGUCUAAGUCUCUGUAAUCCUCAGGGUUCUACGUCAAUUUUGCAGGACAUGGAGAUUAGUGUGCAGAAGAAUGAGAUUUCUGAUGAUUUUAGCAGUCGAAGAAUUCUUGGCUUUCCUAUUCUUGAGAAGGUUCAGCAGGGUGCUGUUUCACGCCAGGAAUGCUCUUUGACUGAUGAAAGCAUGUGCAUUGAGAAAGACAUACGGUUCACUGACUUGACCUGUGACAUGAAGGAGCGCAGUUCUGAGAAACCAAUCUCCAUAGGGAGUUCAAUCACGGAAAAGUGGUCUGAAAACAUUAGUAUGAGUUUUAGGGACCACAUCAAUCUAAAUGCUGAACUAACUUGUAUGGAUGACCCAAGGCUAUCAGAGUUCUCACCUAAAAGUGAGGCAGCUGGUCCACUGCCACUCCCGGUACAAAGAGUUUCUGAAAAAGUCGCUUCUGAGAACAAUUUGGAAGCACCAAUUUCGCAGGAAGAGGGGAAUAUAUUGUCCCAUCACAGAUCUACGCCACCGAGCAAAACAGAUGGUUCGCAACAAACAGAAUGCUCUCAUGACAAGUUUGUAAGGGAGGCAGCAGAGAAUAUUGUUGCUAUGUCAGUGGAUAUAUAUAGCCAUUUAGAGGAAAUCACAUGUCAUCCAUUGCCUCCCGGUCAAUGGAAUACCUUGUUUUGGCUUGCACAGGUGGUUUCAUCCAAUGCAGACAAAGGAGUUCCAAGGAGUGGUGGAGAUGGUAGAUAUGAAUCUUCAGAUGAUAACGGAUUGGAUUCCUUCGAGGCUAUGACACUGAAGCUCAAAGAAAUUAAGGUGGACAAUUGCUGCUGUAAGCCAAAAGAGUUUGAGAAUAGAAAGGAAGGAGAAACUGGUGCCGCUUCGCUGCUUCUGAUGAGGCCUCGGAGAGGCCAGGCAAGAAGGCGGCGGCAGAAAAGGGACUUUCAGAAAGAUAUUCUACCAGGCCUUGCAUCACUGUCAAGGCAUGAAGUAGCAGAGGACCUUCAAACUAUUGGAGGACUGAUGAAAGCAUCAGGCAAGUCUUGGAAGACAGGCUUAACAAGAAGGGACGCUGGUCGGAAUGGCCUGCAUUCCCAAGCAAAGGGAAGGAGGCAGCCUAGAAGUUUUGUUGUCACCCUAUCAGACACUCAGAUCAGUUCCCCACCAGUGGAUCCCAUUAACACUGAUCUGGAAGUUGAUGGGAGAAAUAUGAUAGGGUGGGGAAGGACAACAAGGCGGUGCCGUCGACCAAGAUGUCCACCUGGUAAUGUCUCUUCUCCUCUAACUGUUCCAUAUUCACAUUAAUGAUUUCAUAGAGAGAAUUAGGAACAGGAAUUUUACUUGAGAGUCAAUUGAGAGGUAAAUAUAGUCAUGGAAUGCUGGUGUACAUGUUCUUCAGUCCUAAUUUGGGCCUCUAUUACUGCCUUCAGUAAAAAACUCUGUACAUUUUACGAUAUAUGCUGCAUUGUUUGGUCAAACAAAGGGCAAACUAUAACGUUUGAAGCUUAGUUAGCCGUAGAAACUUUGGUGUUUACCAUAAAUUAAUUUAUGUCAAAGAGAGACCGUACCUCAUACGGCAUCACAUCAAUAUCUGCAACGGAUUCAUUGGUGAAGAAUGCAUGAAGGGGUUCGCUAUCUAGGCUUUUCGUCAUAAAUUUUUAACGAAUCUAAAUUGUGCCUAUAACAUCAUGCCCAUGCAAUGGAUUCAAGCACCUUCCAGGACGGGAAGGAUAUCUUUGUACUGUCAUAAUUUGAUCGAAGCAGCAAGAGAAUUCAUGAAAGCAAUGGACCAAAAGCCCUUACCUCUAAACUGCUCACCCCAAAACAAAUCAAACUCAUCAUUGCACCCGAGCUCUCCAUCCCCUUCGUAGCUCGAAGCAAUUGCCAUACGCGGACUCAUUUCCCUGCUAUUCUAGAGCCCCAGUCCACCCUCCUUGAAACGACCUGAACCGAUCUGGAGCUCUCCUCCUACCCAGCUCUCUCUAACAUUGGGAAUUGGAAUUAGGAAUGAUGGAUGUGUGCGUACAAGCUAAGGCUGGUUUCACUCAAUCAAUUGUAGAUUAUUUACUCUUUACCCUCAAAUCCAAGAGCAACAACACUUUGGGUAUGCUGAUGAUAUACUGAUUACUGAUAGUGAUCUUCUAUCGCUUCUACUAAAUCUUUCCUCCAAAGGAUCAUGGGACGACGUAGCAUGGAUGGUGUGAAGACAUGGCGAAAAAGGAAAUGUACAGGCAAGGAAAGGAGGAGGAGGGCGAUUGGCGGGCGCGGCCUUGAUGGUCGCUUCUUGAUGAAUGUGGGGCUGAUGCUGAGGUUGGUGCAGCGGUUCGUCGGGGCGGAGGAGGUCCUGGCGGCGAUGGCAAGGAGUGGGGCCGCGGCGCUGGCCAAGGUGGCGAAGCUGGCGGACGCGUACCUCAUGGAGGCGGCACUCGACGCCGGGCUCCUGGUGAAGUUCGUCGUGCUGCAGGUGUUCCAGCAGUUGACCACCGAGCGCGACGUGUCCGUCGUGCUCAAGACUGUGUGCGAGGAUAUCGCCGCCUCCUCACACUCCACCGUUUUCGAGGCUCCCCUUCGACCUCCUCCACUUCCACCCGCCUCACCUCAGACCUCUAGGACACGGUCUUCUCCGGCGUCCACUCCAAGUCCAACUUCAUCUUCCCUGACCUCAGCGUCGUCGCUGCCGCCGCUUCCGCAUCCGCCACGUCCCCCUCGUCAACCGUUUAACGGCCAUCUCACGGGCUCCAUUAUUCCCACCGUUUGCCGGCGCGACGAUCCUAAAACUCGGAGCAGACAGCAGACUCCCAUUUCGAACUUCAUCGUUUGCCACGUGAGCUUCCAUUCAGAUAGUACGGUGGGUCCCAUUCCAGAUAACCAAAAACUCAUACCUACGUGGUGUGCACCAGGUGGCCUUGCACGCCGCCAACCACGACCGUUCACUUUAUAAUCAAGCCGGCAGAAAUGAACGGUCGUGAUUGGCGCCGUGCACGGCGCUGCGCCGCGUACUUGCGACGCAGAGAAUAUGCCUCCCAAGAUCAGCCAUCCACGUGUACCUCAAAUCCGACCGUCGAUAUGCGCCGGACGCGAGGCGAUAUUAAGAGCCAGCCUGCUUUAUUGAAACCCUAGGUCGCGGCCAAAUCCCGGGCACUCUCCGUCUCAGAGCCUAUCACCUCGGUUCCCGCAUCGCCCCCCUCCACGGCCACUAGGGAUCAUGUCGGACGAGGAGCACCACUUCGAGUCGAAGGCAGAUGCAGGUGCGUCGAAGACGUUCCCUCAGCAGGCUGGGACGAUCAGGAAGAACGGGUACAUAGUGAUCAAAGGGAGGCCGUGUAAGGUGUAUGUGUUGAAGCGGGACAAAUGUUUUGAGGAAAAGGACAACUUGUAUAUGAGUUGUGGAGGUUUCAACCUCAAAGACUGGGAAGCAUGGUCAUGCAAAAUGCCACUUUGUCGGCAUAGACAUCUUCACUGCAAAAAAGCUUGAGGAUAUUGUGCCCUCGUCUCAUAAUUGCGAUGUUCCACAUGUCGCUCGUACUGACUAUCAGCUGAUUGAUAUAUCCGAAGAUGGUUUUGUGAGUCUUCUGACUGAAAAUGGUAACACCAAAGAUGAUCUUAGACUCCCAACUGAUGAGAAUCUUCUUACUCAGAUCAAAGAUGGGUUUGCCGAAGGAAAAGAUCUGGUCGUGACUGUGAUGACUGCCAUGGGUGAGGAACAGAUUUGUGCGCUAAAGGAUAUUGGCCCCAAGUAACUUGUCUCUGCACCUCAGAAUGUUGUUGAUCAAAAGGGGUAUAAUGGAGAUUUCUCAGAUUUGAAGAUAUAUAAGUGGUUACUGUUUCCUUGGCUUAAUCUGGCUUUUGUCACAUGAACCACGGGCAAUGUUUGGUGAUCCUUGCACAAUCCAUCUCUAAAACUCCUUCCGUAAGGUCCUAGUGCCCUAAUAUAUCCAUCUUAUUAGUUAUUGUUUUUUUUCUUGUGCCUCUAUAUUAGUACAUUCCUGGAAAUGCUUGUAAACACAAGGAGUUCUUACUUAUGAUGAAGCUUGGUUUAUAUUUUGCAAGGUAUAAUACGUCUUUAGUUGCUUCCUGACAUAA